Protopolystoma xenopodis is the source of this 855-nucleotide messenger RNA. NCBI's taxonomy places the organism in Eukaryota, Metazoa, Platyhelminthes, Monogenea, Polystomatidea, Polystomatidae. The record is from the annotation of a GenBank genome assembly.
AUGGGGUUUUGCUGCACAAAAAACAGCUGCUCAGGACUCUUCACUUCAGUCUACUCAGCCAAUAACGUAAAUCUUAAAAGCCAUUUAGGCAGAUCAUUCAGGAUCCCGGCAUGUGAGGAUUGUCAACAUGCUCACUUUGAUGGUAAAUGCACUAAUGGCUGCGACAGAGAAUAUAGAGCUGAAUACAACGGUAGCUCAAAUGCCGAUGAUUUGGCUGCUAAUGGUACCAUUAUCAUCACCUCCCGUCGCAGUCUGACUGAGCUUACCACAUCGAAUAAACGCUUGAUUAAGUCUGAGAAGCUGAACUCAAAGUCGGUCGAUUCUUUGAGAUUCCUAAACCGGUCAAUUAGAUUCACUUCAAAACUAGAUCUACCAUACGAAAGUGACCCACAACUUUCAACUUUGCCUCCGCCGCUGCCCAAGAGGCGCUAUGGCGAAAGCACUAUAAACUUGGUUCAGGAAUAUCGCGCUGCCGAACUUUUAGUACCCGUGAAUACACCGGAUUUAGCCUUAUUUUGCCGUAGUAACUCCUUCGACCUUCAUCCAACUUGCAUUCCUCGCCCACUUUUGCUAAACUCAAAUAAUCUAAUAUGCAAUAAAGACAAUCAUUAUCAAGGCCAAGCUAUUACAUAUUUGAAUAACUCAAGACAGUUCGCCCAGUCAAGAGAAAUGUGUGAAAUUGAACAUACUCUUGGUUCAGGUUCACCAUCCAUUCCCUCCUACCAGCAAUCGGGAAACAGCACUCCUAUACAAUACCUUAGACCAGCUUCCUAUUACGAUUGCUGUUCUAUACCUGCUCCAGAUCAGGUCAGAAGAGGUCCAGCAAUGCUUUUGUGUUUUGUGCACAAAACAUAA